UCUUCUCUCUCCUUCCAACUUCAAUGGCCAAACCCGAUAAGAGAACCCGAGAGCGAACCGGAUCUUCUCCGUCGUGUUUCCUCGGCUGUUUUCGAUUUUCCCGGAAAAAGUUCUCCGAGAAACCAAUCGUGUCUCCGGAAGGCGGCGAGAGGAAGAGGAAGAAGAAGAAAAACCGGUGGUUUUCUUGGUCAAGAUUCCGGCUAAAGAACGGUGAAGUCAAUCCUUCUCCGAUCUACGAGACUGAGAAAACGAAUUUGAAUUCGAAUGCGAAGAAAGAAUCUGACAAGUCGAGAUCUGUUCCGGUGAUAAGCCAUGUGACUGAUCAGAGGAAUAGUCGGGCUGAUGAUAAGGCUGCGAAACUUGAAACUGAAGAGAGCUUUCCUUCUUUUCCAAACCCUAGAAUUCUCGACGAUGAGGGUUCUGAUCUCCGGCGCGAAGAUGCUGUGGACUACGUCAUCGAUGGCCCCGAUGAUGACUGCCACUGCGCAAGAGCCUACAAUCUGAUUCGGAUGGUUAUACAGCACUCUUCGCGCGGCGAGAGAGCCUACGAUGUCUUCUCUGGGCUGCUCGAGGACCGUAUAAUCUGCAUCAAUGGUCCUAUCAGCGACAACACGUUUCACGUAUUUUUCGCUCAGCUACUCUUCUCCUCGAGUCCGAGAACCCUUCUAAGCGUAUCCAUAUGCACCUCAAUCCGUCUGGUGGCAGUGUCACCUCAGGCUGCUGCAUCCAUGAUUUCUCUCCUCUUGGCAGCUGGUGCCACAGUGCAUAGACGGUCUCGCCCUAAUCCAACCAUUAUGAUUCAUCAACCUUCAGGGGGAUAUAGUGGGCAGGGAGUUCGAGAAACCAUUGUUUCUGCUUCUGUAGCGAAGGGGCUAAAGACAGAGCCAUCAUAUCACAUGGCCAAAAGAUGGAUGCCUAACAAAGGAGGGAAAAUAAGAUUGUUGACAUGCUUUUGUUUUCACCUAUAUGUAAAAAUUAUUUCUGUGUAUUUCACUGACAAUUAUAUAAAAUAUGCAUGCACUACUUAUAAAAAAAAACACAUAAUGUGUAAGAUGAAGUGUGUUGCUUUGAUUGUGUGGUUAAAGCUUGGUUUGUUUGUGACUCUUGAGAAGUUUUAAUUGUUUAAAUCAACAAGGGAUUUGAUGAGGUAUUGGUGAUUAGAUUAAA
Molecule: messenger RNA, 1167 nt
Organism: Tarenaya hassleriana
Lineage: Eukaryota; Viridiplantae; Streptophyta; Magnoliopsida; Brassicales; Cleomaceae
Exons: 5
Coding region: 24-1118 (364 amino acids)
Biological process (GO): protein quality control for misfolded or incompletely synthesized proteins
Cellular component (GO): endopeptidase Clp complex
Molecular function (GO): ATPase binding; serine-type endopeptidase activity; ATP-dependent peptidase activity
Source: RefSeq, a predicted model, not a curated record